GGGGAGGGGGGUCCUCCUUUUUUAUUUAGUUGGUGUGUCUCACUAGCGGAUUUUAACAGAAACCCCCAUAGGCCAUAUUAACCCUCUCUCUCUCUCUCUCUCUCUCUCUCUCUGAGGAUUAUAUGCAUGAAAUCUAUAUAUUUCACGUGCCAUAUAUACAUAUAUAUGCAUCUCAUCUUCAUGGAUACCACUACUGAUGCAUGUAUGUAUGUUUCUGAUCAAGCAGAAAGCUGUGGUCUCUCUCAUCUUCAACUUUGUGCUGUCACUUGGAGCUCAAAGCCUAUAUUUUGCAGCUUUUCAAUUGUAAAUUAAUGGUGCUUCUUUCUUGGAAGCAAACAACAUCCAUCAGAUAUUUGUGAUUCUGGAUUUCAGUGGGCAAUCAUCUGGAAAGGGAACAUUCCAAUGUUAUAUAUGAAGGAAGGACUGAUCGAGAUCUUUUGACAGAAAAGAAAACACCAUAACAAAAAUGAAGUUUAUGAAACUUGGGUCGAGGCCAGACACGUUUUACACAGAAGAAGCUACCAGGACAAUGGUUUCAGAUUUACCUAGCGACAUCAUUGUACAGAUUAAUGACAUCAGUUAUCUUCUCCAUAAGCUGCAGUUUCCUCUUCUUCCAAAGUGCGGCCUCUUGCAGCGUCUUUUCUCUGAUGCUGGCAAUUCCGAGAAUGUUACAAUUGAGCUUCAUGAUCUUCCCGGAGGCGAAGAUGCUUUUGAAGUGUGUGCUAAAUAUUGCUAUGGAAUUACUAUUGAUAUCAGCGCACACAACUUUGUAUCAGCAUUCUGUGCUGCCAAGUUCCUUAGAAUGACUGAAUCGGUAGAGAAGGGAAACUUUGUUGUAAAACUUGAAGCCUUUUUCAUGUCAUGCAUUCUGGAGGGUUGGAAGGACUCUGUAAUCGCACUCCAGAGCACAUCAAAGUUACCCGAGUGGUCUGAGACUUAUGGAAUCACCAGAAAGUGCAUCGAUUCCAUUGUUGAGAAAAUCCUCACCCCGCCAGCAAAGGUCACAUGGUCCUACACUUACACUAGACCCGGUUACUCCAAGAAACACCACCACUCUGUGCCGAAGGAUUGGUGGACGGAGGACUUAUCUGAUCUUGACAUAGACCUGUUCCGGUGUAUGAUUACUGCCAUCAGAUCGACAUACAUGUUGCCACCACAGCUUAUUGGCGAAGCUUUGCAUGUCUAUGCCUGCCGUUGGCUACCAGACACCACAAAGAGUAGACCUCUACAGAGUUCAGUGCCUCAAGCUCAAGACUUUAAGGAUAAGAAUCGACGAAUUCUUGAAGUUAUAGUGAGCAUGAUUCCUGGAGAUCGAGGAUCGGUUUCAGUUGGGUUUUUGCUGAGGCUUCUAAGCAUAGCGAAUUACGUAGGAGCCUCUCCCGUGACAAAGACAGAGCUAAUAAGGAGAUCUAGUCUGCAAUUUGAGGAGGCAACAGUUACUGACUUGCUCUUUCCCUUGCACUCAACCUCUGAAGCCCACUCUUACGAUAUUGACUUGGUUGUGGCUGUCUUAGAAAGUUUAGUGGUGCUAUGGAGGAGACAAUCUCCUUCUCCUGCAGAAAACAGCCACUUUUUGGGAUCCAUUAUCAAGGUUGGGAAGCUCGUUGAUUCUUACCUUGAAGUGGUUGCAAAGGAUGCCAACAUGCCGGUAUCCAAAUUAGUUUCUCUAGCUGAAGCGUUACCGGAUAUUGCUCGCCCAGAACACGAUUCCCUUUACAAGGCAAUCAACAUUUAUCUUAAGGAGCAUCCUGACCUGAGCAAGGGAGACAAAAAGCGCCUCUGCCGGAGUCUAGACUGCCAAAAGUUAUCUCCGGUGGUACGUGCUCAUGCUGUGAAAAAUGAACGGCUACCAUUGAGAACGGUCGUGCAAGUCCUGUUUUUUGAACAAGAGAGAGGUUCCAAGGAAACCACCCACAAGCUAGCGCUGCCACCCCCGGAGCUAAUCUCUAAAGGAAAGCAGGCACCCAGUACUGUAAGAGAAGAUCAGUAUAAGCAGCUAAAGCUGGGUUCAGAUGAAAAGUUUAGUAGAGGAAGAACCGCCAUUCCCGGAGCAGGUGAAAAAGAUCAACAUAAAAGUAAGAGAUCAGAUGGGAAACUGCCAGUAGCAUUGGAAAGAAAGUUGGUCAUUGGAGAAAUUGAGGAAGUGGAGUCAGAGAAGGGGAAGGAGAUUAGAGAGGAAGGAAUGUCUCGGAGCAAGUUGGAUCCUAAGAAGAUCAUACCAAAGGGAAGUAGAUCAGACCAUAGCCGUGAUAAAGGCAGAGACAGAUAGGAAAGAAAGACGCUCCCUUUUCUCAUUGAACUUGCUGAAAAAGAAGAAAAAUAGACGAAUUCAAUUUCCAUUGGAUGGCCCCAUUGGGAAAUACCAAGUACACCUUUCACGCGUGACAUAUACCACUCCAAAAGGUGGCGGCUUGAAUUUCAUAAUUUAGAUGAGUGUAAUGAUAUUGAUAUGAGAGUUUGCUCGA
This is a messenger RNA of Corylus avellana, 2465 nucleotides long. RefSeq names its product Phototropic-responsive NPH3 family protein. NCBI's taxonomy places the organism in Eukaryota, Viridiplantae, Streptophyta, Magnoliopsida, Fagales, Betulaceae. The record is from RefSeq and is a predicted model, not a curated record. Gene Ontology annotation, molecular function: protein binding.